UUACUUCCUCGACAGGUCGAAUCGGCACCAUAUUCUCACCCGUCUGUCGAAGAAGCCCCGAGGACUGACCUCCGAAAGGCUAGAGCAAUCUCGAGUCAUUGGUAUCGAUCCAGGUAUCCGAUCGAUGGUUACCACGGUCGAUACCAAUGACGACCUCAACACAAGGAGCUCCGACAGCAGCAUACCUUUUCCGUAAACAACGGAUAUUACCAGGUCUCCUGCAUGUUCCGCGUUGGGCUGCGCAAAUGGAGAAGAAGAAGAGAGAAAUGUCGCAGAUUCAGCCUACAUACAAUGAAUUGGCCGCCUCCCCCCCUUCCGUCAUGUCGGUGCAGGCGUUCCAGGCGUAUAUACACGCAUUGAUCCGUGUACGUACGAGGCUUUUCGACUUCAACGCACACUAUAAUUAUUGUGAGCUUCGAGCUGUUUUGAAAAGAGCCCGAAAGCGAAAGAUGGAUGUCAUCACGGAAAGGCUCACGCGGAACUUUCCUACGCUGGAUAUGCCGAUGCAAUGGUCCAUAAACCCGACAGGUCAGAACGAAAACGAGAGCGGAGGGCAAUCCGGAGGCAACCGGGACUGGAAGCUGACCACCGCCUUGUCAUCAUUGCCUUUGGUGACGCUGAUCUCAAGCCUUCGGUGAAAGCUUUGGCUCCAGUUCCUGUGAAGCGGGUCAGACAGGAACUCGUCAAAAAGGCACUCGUAUUGUGCGUGGACGAGUACAAAACCAGCAAGGUUUGCAGCCACUGC
Molecule: messenger RNA, 745 nt
Organism: Radiomyces spectabilis
Lineage: Eukaryota; Fungi; Mucoromycota; Mucoromycetes; Mucorales; Radiomycetaceae
Exons: 6
Coding region: 147-638 (163 amino acids)
Source: RefSeq, a predicted model, not a curated record